Ogataea polymorpha is the source of this 324-nucleotide messenger RNA. RefSeq lists its product as uncharacterized. Gene Ontology annotation, molecular function: structural constituent of ribosome. The transcript has a single exon. The record is from RefSeq and is a predicted model, not a curated record. Gene Ontology annotation, cellular component: ribosome; cytosolic large ribosomal subunit. Gene Ontology annotation, biological process: translation; cytoplasmic translational elongation. Lineage: Eukaryota; Fungi; Ascomycota; Pichiomycetes; Pichiales; Pichiaceae. The annotation marks the transcript as partial.
AAAUACAUCGCUGCUUACCUUUUGCUUGUUCAAGCUGGAAACACCGCCCCAUCUGCCGCCGACGUCACCAAGGUGCUCGAGUCUGUUGGUGUCGAAGUGGAAUCCGAAAAGCUGGACAAGCUGAUUGCCGAAGUUGAAGGUAAAUCCGUGGAAGAGCUCAUCGCUGAAGGUACCGAAAAGAUGUCCAGUGUCCCAACUGGUGCUCCUGCUGCUGCUGCUGCUUCUGGUGCUGCUGCCGGUGCUUCUGAGGCUGCUGCUGAGGAGGCCGCUGCUGAAGAAGAGGAAGAGGAGGAUGACGACAUGGGCUUUGGUCUUUUCGACUAG